AUGGAAGUGAUGGAAAUCGCUGGAAAAGAUCCACUAAGAGCUCCAAUAACUCUUGCUCUCGAAAUGGAGUUCAUAGGGGUUGGAUGGAUUAGUUUGGGCAAUGAUCCUAUGGCCUCCAAGGCAUUGAGAAGCCCAAUAUCAAGAGAAGCCUUGAUACAAGGAGUUUUAAGAGCAGAUCGAUUAAGUGUAGCUUCCCUGAUUGAAAACCCUGUCUUGAACCCUAAUUCUCGCAUUAGCUUGUUAAAGUCGCUGCCUUUAUUGCUUUUUACUCAACUCGACCCUAAACUCGAUCGAGCUGGUCCUACUCAUGUCGAAAGUGAAGAACGAAUCUCUACAUUUGAAUAUAAUCCUAUUGGCUUCGAUGAGGUCGACCAUUUCAUUGAUAUAAUGUGCUCUUCCAAUCAAGACAGCGAAGAAGGAGAAGAUGAAGAAAUGGAAUUUGAUUAUUUCAAUGGCUGUAGAAGCGACACUAAAACAUGA
Molecule: messenger RNA, 480 nt
Organism: Microthlaspi erraticum
Lineage: Eukaryota; Viridiplantae; Streptophyta; Magnoliopsida; Brassicales; Brassicaceae
Source: the annotation of a GenBank genome assembly